This is a messenger RNA of Chlorella variabilis, 243 nucleotides long. RefSeq lists its product as hypothetical. The coding region runs from base 1 to 243 and encodes 80 amino acids. The transcript has 3 exons. The record is from RefSeq and is a predicted model, not a curated record. NCBI's taxonomy places the organism in Eukaryota, Viridiplantae, Chlorophyta, Trebouxiophyceae, Chlorellales, Chlorellaceae.
AUGGCAAUCAGCAACUUUCUGCUCACAAUUGUGGGCGUGGGAGCGGUGGCCAUGCUGAUGAGCAAGGACAUCAAGCAGUCAUCCGCCAUGCUGCGCCGCAACAUGCGCCACGUUCGCACUUGGCUGGAGGAGCAGGGCGCGGCCGCAGAGCAGGCAGCCAAGCAGGACAUCAAGCAGGUGGCAGAGCACAAGCCGCCGCCGCCAGGCGAGGGCAGCAAGCCCGAUGCCCCCAAGCAGCCGUAG